GGUCCAGCCUUCACUGUGGCUCCACUCGAACUUCUCCUCCGCGCAGCCGUGGGGCUUUUCUCUCGUUUCACCAUGUCCACGGUUUACGCAGCGUCCGUCUCUGCUUUUGUCCUCUUUUUCAGCGUUUUUAUUCUCGCUACAGAAGCGCAGACUCCUGCUCCAGCUCCGGUUCCUUGUGCUGACAGAUCCAACCGCAGCUGCUCUGAAUGCCUGCAGAAUGUGACAUGUUUGUGGUGCACGUCGAACGAGCGAUGCGUUGACUACCCAGUGAGGAACAUCCUGCCCUCCAACAGUCUUUGUCCCCUGAAUGAUGCGCGAUGGGGCGUGUGCUGGGUCAACUUCCAGAUAUUGAUCAUCACCAUGUCGGUGCUGGCCGGUGUCAUCAUCAUUGCCAUUCUGGUUUGCUGCUUCUGCUGCUGCAAGUGUGAACGAAUGGGGAACAGGAAGGAAGAUGCAAGAGUGGAGCGACAGACUCGAGCGAGGAAGGCCCAUCAGAAAGCGAGGAGAACAGAAAUGCAGCUGAGGCAUGAUGAAAUCAGACAGAAAUAUGGCCUGGCAAAGGAUAAUCCAUACGCCCGUAUGGACGAUCAUUAGGAAGAACCUCAGCGAUGGUUACUUCAAAUGAUCUUUUUGAUGCCAGUAACAGUGAGACGCAGCGUGCCAGUAGCUUAUUAUAAACUGUGAUUAUCCGGAUUGAUUUAGAUGUGACAGUGUUUGCAAAAAAACUUUCUUUACCUAAUGUCCCUCUUUUUAAAAAAACAUGCAGCUCUCUUUGGUUUUCAGAUUAAUAUUUUUUGCCCUUAACUGGAUUUAUAACCCAAUAUUGUUUUCUGUCCACACACAAAACUGGAUCAGGAUGAAGACAUCGUCCGCCACUAUCCAAACAUUUUGUAUUAGUUGGAACAAACUGAUCAACUCUUUUGAUGCUUCUUUCAUAACCAGCAUAUUCACUUUUAUAUUACAUUUGCAAUGAACUUUCUUUUCCUGUCGUUGAUGUCUAAAGAUCAAUGUGUAUCUUUUUUUCUAUAAAAGGUUAAUGUAACAGAUUUUUACUUUUUUCCAAUUUUAGCUUUUGAUAAAUAUAAGAAUUUGUUUCAUAACUGUGUCGGAUAAAGGAAAUGUGUGCAUCGAAACUACAUGUGGAUCGACUGAAUUUUGUGCAGCAAUUAAAAACAAAUGAAUUUCAAAAUUUAA
Molecule: messenger RNA, 1194 nt
Organism: Acanthochromis polyacanthus (spiny chromis)
Lineage: Eukaryota; Metazoa; Chordata; Actinopteri; Pomacentridae
Gene: pttg1ipb
Product: PTTG1 interacting protein b
Exons: 7
Coding region: 73-594 (173 amino acids)
Biological process (GO): protein import into nucleus
Cellular component (GO): cytoplasm; nucleus
Source: RefSeq, a predicted model, not a curated record